This is a messenger RNA of Trichosporon asahii var. asahii CBS 2479, 642 nucleotides long. RefSeq lists its product as uncharacterized. Bases 1 to 642 code for a protein of 213 amino acids. NCBI's taxonomy places the organism in Eukaryota, Fungi, Basidiomycota, Tremellomycetes, Trichosporonales, Trichosporonaceae. The transcript has 3 exons. The record is from RefSeq and is a predicted model, not a curated record.
AUGGACUCAUCUUCGCCUUGUGAGCUCGGUGCCUUCGAUAGAGCUGACCUCAGGAUGUGGCAAUACUACCGCACCGUUCCGGCUCUGUACCGCUACAGGGUGUUCGGCAUCGAAUUCUCGAACAAGACUUUCCCCUGGAUCUUCGCUGCGCAGGUGAGCUCACCGUCCGCUCAUCUGAAGCUGACAUCAGCUCUUCUUCUCCAAGCCACCAGGCUCGAUACUCGCCUCGCUUGCCGGCCUACUGACGGGCUACUUCUACCGCACGGACACGCCCUUCUUCCUUCCCUCACUGCAGCGGCCGCGGCGGCUCUGGCGUCCGCUUCGCGCAUGGCGAAUUCCGCUGGCCCUGUACCGACUGCUGGAGCGCGUCUUCUCGCCCAUCGUCGCGAGCUGGAGAACCGCGGACUCCGUGGUCUCCUGGCCGCCAGGGCGGGACUCGAUGUCCCCGCGCCGCGGCCUGCUGAAACAGAGGGCGACGAGACGCCCACACCGCCCACAGCCCGAGGCGCUAUGGGCGAGUGGGUGGAUGAGAUGACGGGACGCUCCACCCGCGCACCGACCGAACAAGAGAUUGCUGCGCUCUCGAACAUGUUCCCCAACCUCUCGAGGCCGGCUAUCAUCGAUGCACUCCAGAGAAGGUAG